AUAUAGGAGUGUCCCACACACACCGCCCGCUAGGGGGAGAGGCAGAGAGUGGGCGGCUCCGGGCCGCGAGAGGAGCUCACCCCAGUAGUUUCCCCCUGAACCCCCACAUACACAAGCGGCUCCAUGGAGAAACGAAGGAUGGAGUGUCCGGCGCUGCCGGCGGGAUGGAAGAAGGAGGAGGUGAUCAGGAAGUCCGGCCUCAGCGCUGGCAAGAGCGAUGUCUAUUACUAUAGUCCAAAUGGUAAGAAAUUCAGAAGCAAGCCUCAGUUGGCAAGGUACCUGGGAAACAGUGUUGAUCUCAACAGUUUUGACUUCAGAACGGGAAAGAUGAUGCCCAGUAAAUUGCAGAAGAACAAACAGAGACUAAGAAAUGAUCCUCUCAAUCAAAAUAAGAGUAAACCAGACUUAAACACGACGUUACCUAUUCGACAAACUGCCUCAAUCUUUAAACAGCCAGUGACCAAAGUUACCAACCACCCCAGUAACAAAGUGAAAUCAGACCCCCAGAGGGUGAUUGAACAACCCCGGCAGCUUUUCUGGGAAAAGAGGCUGCAGGGACUAAGUGCCUCAGAUGUAACAGAACAAGUCAUAAGACCCAUGGAGCUUCCUAAAGGCCUUCAAGGUGUUGGCCCCGGAAAAAAUGAGGAAACCCUCCUUGCAGCAAUCGCAAGUGCUCUACACACAAGCUCAGCACCAAUCACAGGGCAGCUCUCUGCGGCUGUAGAAAAGAACCCAUCCGUAUGGCUGAACACAUCCCAGCCUCUCUGCAAAGCAUUUUUAGUUACAGAUGAAGAUAUACGUAAACAGGAAGAGAGGGUGCAGAAUGUUCGAAGAAGAUUAGAAGAAGCCCUAAUGGCCGAUAUCCUGGUACGAGCUUCGGAAGCCUCUCAGAACUCAGAUGUUUGUAUGGACAACAGGGAUGCAUAACAGUCUCAUCAGGUACCUCAGCUGUUUAGAACAGUGACACGUCUCCUAUGCAAA
Xenopus laevis (African clawed frog) is the source of this 981-nucleotide messenger RNA. RefSeq names its product methyl-CpG binding domain protein 2 L homeolog (gene mbd2.L). Gene Ontology annotation, biological process: DNA methylation-dependent constitutive heterochromatin formation; negative regulation of transcription by RNA polymerase II. Bases 124 to 927 code for a protein of 267 amino acids. The transcript has 7 exons. The record is from RefSeq and is a predicted model, not a curated record. Gene Ontology annotation, molecular function: methyl-CpG binding; DNA binding. Gene Ontology annotation, cellular component: histone deacetylase complex; chromatin; nucleus. Lineage: Eukaryota; Metazoa; Chordata; Amphibia; Anura; Pipidae.